AUGACUCUGCUCAGAUACCCGGUCCAGCUGCAGCUGUUGCUCAGUACUGUGCUCGGCUCUUGUUUGGGUUUGGAAUUCUCGGGAGUGCGAGGGCAGUGGGCCCGCUUUCUCCGCUGGGAUGCCAGCACCAGAAGUGACCUCAGCUUCCGGGUCAAAACGGAUGCAUCCACUGCGAUGGUCUUGUACUUUGACGAUGGUGGCUACUGUGACUUCCUGCAGCUGAUGGUGGUGGAGGGUAAGCUGCAGCUGCGGUUCAGCAUCGACUGCGCUGAGACCACGCUGGUUUCAGGUAAACGGGUCAACGACAGUAGUUGGCACUUGGUCACCGUGAACAGGUCCAAUCUGAGGACGGUGCUGGGUGUGGAUGGAGACAGCAAGGCCGACGAGGUGCGACCUCAGAGGCAGUACAUGAAGAUCGUUAGUGACCUCUUUCUGGGCGGAGUCCCCCAGGACAUUCGCACCUCGGCCCUGACCUUACCCACCGCCAAGGACCUGCCGCCUUUUAAAGGAGUUAUCAGGGACCUGAAAUACGGCAACAAGGAGCCUACACUACUUAGCAGCCAGAAGGUCCGAAUGGACAUGGAGGGUGUCUGCACUGAGAAUCCGUGUGAGAACGGUGGGAUUUGUGCCCUUGUGGAUGGGGAACCACAGUGCGAUUGUUCCAAGACGGAGUACAUUGGCCAAUUCUGCAGCGAAGGUAAAUUUGCUGUCUUUAUUUCCAAGAGUAUAAAGUAUUUGGUGAGAUUUGGUCCACAGCCUGUGUGCCUUGGUGUGACUCUCGAUCGUAGCCUUACCUUUGGUCCCCACCUGAAAUAUGCUGCUCCGGUGUGGGUGCAUGGUCACCACACCCCAGCCAUCGACACCAUGAUCAAUGACGCCUUGAGGGUUAUCUCUGGAUGUAUGGCUCCCACUCCCUCUACUAUGCUGCCUGUUGUUGCAGGCAUCCUGCCUGCAAGCAUCCAAAGGGACCACCUGAUUCUCAAACUCAUGGAGAAAUCUUGUAUCCUGGUCAGCCUGGUGCCAAACAUCAGUGAAGUUAAUACUCAACCACGCCUUAACUCCAAGCACUUUGCUGUAUGUGACACAGAACUUGAGAACAGCACCCCCCUCACACCCAAUUGGGUCAUAGAUCAGUGGUGCAAGGAAUGGGAGGGUGCUAAUUCCACCUUGCACAAUUACACCCCUGAGCCCUCCACUAAACCUGCUGGGCACUCCCUCCCACACCCUGCCUGGGUCAGGCUGAACCGUCUUCGCACCAGUUGGAGGAAAACUCAGGCCUUCCUCCACAGCAUUGGCGCGGCAGCUUCUGAGAACUGCUCCUGUGGCAACCCCCAAACUGUGAGCCAUCUACUCAAACCCUGUCCUGCCUUUGGUGCCUCCAAUGGAAUCCUGGGGCUAAAGACUCUUGAUGGCUUGGCACACAUGAUGAUGGCUGAACAAGGAAAAAAUAAAUCCCGUGAGGAGAAUGUAGCUACCUUUCGAGGCUCGGAAUACUUCUGCUACGACCUCUCACAGAACCCCAUCCAGAGCAGCAGUGAUGAGAUCACACUCUCCUUCAAGACCUGGCAGCGCAAUGGGCUUAUUCUGCACACGGGCAAAUCAGCUGACUACGUUAAUCUGGCGCUGAAGGAUGGCGCGGUGUCCCUGGUCAUAAAUCUCGGUUCUGGGGCCUUUGAAGCUAUUGUAGAGCCGGUCAAUGGCAAAUUCAACGAUAAUGCCUGGCAUGAUGUCAAAGUUACACGCAAUCUCAGACAGCAUUCAGGCAUUGGACACGCUAUGGUAAACAAACUACAUUGUCUGGUCACCAUCUCUGUGGAUGGCAUCCUCACUACCACCGGCUACACGCAGGAAGACUACACUAUGCUAGGCUCUGAUGAUUUCUUCUAUGUCGGAGGAAGCCCGAGCACUGCUGACUUACCUGGUUCACCUGUCAGCAACAACUUCAUGGGCUGCCUCAAAGAGGUCGUGUACAAGAACAACGACAUCCGGUUGGAGCUUUCUCGGUUGGCGCGCAUCGUAGACCCUAAGAUGAAGAUCCAGGGAGAUGUUGUGUUUAAGUGUGAGAACGUAGCCACACUGGACCCCAUCUCGUUCGAGACACCUGAGGCCUACAUCAGCCUUCCAAAGUGGAACACCAAACGCAUGGGCUCCAUCUCCUUCGACUUCCGCACCUCGGAGCCCAACGGCCUGAUCCUGUUCACGCAUGGCAAGCCGCAGGACAGGAAGGCGGCAGGGAGUCAGAAGAACACCAAGGUGGACUUUUUUGCGGUGGAGCUGCUGGAUGGCAGUCUGUACCUGCUGCUGGACAUGGGCUCGGGUACCAUCAAGGUGAAAGCCACGCAGAAUAAAGUGAAUGAUGGGUCCUGGCACCACGUGGACAUCCAGAGAGAUGGAAGAUCAGGUACUAUAUCCGUAAACAGCCGCCGUACCCCAUUCACGGCCAGUGGAGAGAGCGAGAUCCUGGACCUGGAGGGCGAUAUGUACCUUGGUGGACUUCCUGAGAAUCGUGCUGGCCUCAUUCUGCCCACCGAGCUCUGGACCGCCAUGCUAAACUACGGCUACGUGGGUUGCAUCAGGGACCUAUUCAUUGACGGACGCAGUAAAGACAUCAGGCAGAUAGCUGGAGAGCAGAACGGAGCGGGAAUCAAACCAUCCUGCAACAAAGUGCCAGGGAAGCAGUGCGAGAGCUACCCAUGCAAGAACAAAGGGGUGUGCAAAGAGGGCUGGAACCGCUUCAUCUGUGACUGCACUGGCACUGGAUACUGGUCGCGUACCUGCGAGAGGGAGGCCUCGAUCCUGAGCUACGAUGGCAGCAUGUACAUGAAGGUGGUGAUGCCCACAGUGAUGCACACCGAGGCCGAGGACGUGUCCCUGCGCUUCAUGUCUCAGAGAGCAUACGGCCUGCUCAUGGCCACCACGUCGCGCGACUCAGCCGACACCCUACGCCUGGAGCUGGAUGGCAGCCGUGUCAAACUUACCGUCAACUUAGACUGUAUCAGGAUUAACUGUAACUCCAGCAAGGGACCAGAGACACUGUAUGCUGGACAAAAACUCAAUGACAAUGAGUGGCAUACGGUGCGGGUGAUCCGGCGCGGUAAAACCUACAAGCUCACAGUUGACGAUGACGUAGCUGAAGGUCAGAUGGUGGGAGACCAUACUCGCCUGGAGUUCCACAACAUUGAGACAGGUGUGAUGACCGAGCGCCGUUUUGUCUCGCACAUCCCGUCCAGCUUCAUCGGCCACUUGCAGAGCCUCAGGUUCAAUGGCCUGCUUUACAUCGACCUGUGCAAGAACGGCGACAUUGACUACUGUGAGCUGAACGCACGCUUCGGCAUGCGCUCCAUCAUUGCCGACCCGGUGACCUUCAAAGCCAAGAGCAGCUACUUGAGCCUGGCUACUCUGCAGGCCUACACCUCCAUGCACCUGUUCUUCCAGUUCAAGACCACUUCAGCAGACGGCAUCAUCCUGUUCAACAGCGGCGACGGGAGCGACUUUAUCGCCGUGGAGCUGGUGAAAGGGUACAUCCAUUACGUGUUUGACCUCGGGAAUGGCCCGAACCUCAUUAAAGGCAACAGUGACCGAGCUCUGCAUGACAACCAGUGGCACCAUGUGGUCAUCACCAGAGACAACAGCAACCUGCAUACCCUCAAAGUCGAUGCCAAGGUUGUCAGUCAAGUGGUUAAUGGUGCCAAGAACCUGGACCUAAAAGGUGAUCUUUUCAUUGCUGGUUUGGGGCCCAACAUGUACAACAGCCUGCCCAAACUGGUAGCCUCAAGGGAAGGCUUUAAAGGUUGCCUGGCGUCAGUGGACCUGAACGGUCGUCUGCCGGACCUGAUAAACGACGCUCUGUUCCGCAGCGGGCAGAUAGAGCGUGGAUGCGAAGGUCCUAGCACCACGUGUCAGGAGGACUCCUGCGCCAACAUGGGCGUCUGCAUCCAGCAGUGGGAGAACUACACCUGCGACUGCUCCAUGACCUCCUUCACGGGCAUGCACUGCAACGACCCUGGAACCACAUUCAUCUUUGGGAAAGGUGGAGGUCUCAUCACCUACAACUGGCCAGCUAACGAGCGGCCAAGCACACGUAUGGACCGUCUGACGGUGGGCUUCAGCACCUCUCUGAAGGAUGGAAUUCUGGUGCGCAUCGACAGUGCUCCAGGCCUUGGAGACUACAUCAUGCUCCACAUUGAGCAAGGCAAAAUUGGCGUCACGUUCAACAUUGGGAUGGUCGAUAUCGUUGUGCAGGAGAGCAGCAUGCCAGUGAACGACGGGAAGUACCACGUGGUGCGUUUCACGAGAAACGGGGGCAAUGCCACACUUCAGGUGGACAACUGGGCCAUCAACGAGCACUUCCCCUCAGGCAACAACGAUAAUGAGCGAUUGCAAAUGGCAAGUAAGAAAAUCCCGUUCAAAUAUACCCGGCCUAUAGAGGACUGGCUGCAAGAGAAAGGGCGCCAGUUAACGAUCUUCAACACGCAGGCCACCAUCACGAUCGGUGGCGCGGACCGCAGGAGGCCGUUUCAGGGCCAGCUCUCGGGCCUCUACUACAACGGGCUCAAGGUGCUCAACAUGGCUGCUCAGGCCAACCCCAACAUCCGGAUCAACGGCAGCGUGCGGCUGGUGGGCGACGUUCCCGCUGCCGGAUCAGCUCGCACCACGGCCAUGCCCCCGGAGAUGUCCACCACCUACAUGGAUACCACCACCACCAUGUCCACCACCACCACGAGAAAACACCGCUCGCCACCUACAAUAUCGCCCGUGUCGUCCAGCACAGAUGAUAUUGUAACGUCAGCCGAGUGCUCCAACGACGACGAGGACCUGGAGGAGUGCAACUUCGAGCACGCAGGUGGGCUAGCGAUCCCCACGGAGCCGGGAGUCAGGCGCGUUCCCGGGGCCUCCGAGGUCGUCCGGGAAUCUAGCAGCACCACCGGAAUGGUCGUCGGGAUAGUUGCUGCUGCCGCUUUGUGCAUCCUCAUCCUCCUGUACGCCAUGUAUAAGUACAGAAACAGGGACGAGGGGUCGUACCAAGUGGACGAGAGCCGCAAUUACAUAACCAACUCAGCGCAGAGCAAUGGCGCGGUCAUGAAGGACAAGCAGCACGGCUCGAAAGGCAGCAACAAGAAACAGAAAAACAAGGACAAGGAAUAUUACGUGUGAGACUGCGCGACGGUGAAGCGGGUGACGCUGAGGCGCAUCAGGAGCCGCGCUCACAGAAAGAGAGAGAGAGAAAGAGAGAGAUUUUCAAUUUGGCACUGUGCUGAGGCACUGAGCUCUCACACCAACUGUAAUAUAAAGCACACUAUUGUGUAAGCAUACCACGAUGGUAAAUAGCGACAUUAGUGAACUUUAUUCUUCGAUCCGGUCAACGGCGUUAUCAGUGUAGAAUAUUUCACCGCUACAUCAUUAUCCUAAAAAAAGUGACUUUUAAAAAGGUAUGUGAUCCUUGGCAUUUUUUUUUUUAAUCCUGUAAAAAAAAAAAAAAAAGGAAAAAAAAAGAAAAAAGUGAGAGAGCGAGGAGAUUAUUCCGGCCAUUGCAAGCAUGUGAGUGACACAUAGUAUUAUGUGUUAUAAGAGAUGGACAAAAAAUAUAUAUAGAUACAUAAAUAU
This is a messenger RNA of Neoarius graeffei (lesser salmon catfish), 5604 nucleotides long. RefSeq names its product neurexin 3a (gene nrxn3a). The transcript is spliced from 25 exons. NCBI's taxonomy places the organism in Eukaryota, Metazoa, Chordata, Actinopteri, Siluriformes, Ariidae. The record is from RefSeq and is a predicted model, not a curated record. The coding region runs from base 1 to 5154 and encodes 1717 amino acids.